GACAUUCCAUGCAUACCAAACUCACAGGUUCGACCGAAAUGUCAAAUUCUUUUAACAGUUUUACUUGUUAGUGAGUUUUAUUGAGAAAAACAAUUUAAAUAUCGGUGUACAAUCAUUCCACAUAUAGUGAUAUCAACAUAAAGGAUUUACAAAAAUAUAGGAAAAAUAUAAGAUAAACGACAUGGAGAGUGGGGAAUCUCCUCUGGAAGUUUUAUCCAGAGCGGCGACUAUGGUUCAGGAAAAUCAACAUUUAGGAGUUUCCGACGAUUCCACUAAACCUUAUACAAAACAUACAACCAAAUGGAAGCGAGAGAGGCGACCUAGACCACCAGAAUAUCCUCGAAAAACAUCAGAUCCCAAAUACACCGAAUUCAUUGCGGAUUCUCCUUCUCCGGUGUCUGGGGAAAACAACGGAAUUUCAACGUCGGAUACGCCAUUGGAUAUGAGCGUGAGACAGCGUGGACUACCACCUUCUUAUGCUCAAACUAUUAAUAAUCCGGGCUAUAGAUCCAGUUAUAGACCUUCCGUUAUACAUAAUGGAGUCCCACCACCGCCUCAACAAAGGGAAGAACUGCCGUCGGGUAUAUCUAUGUGUGAUCCGAUUAUAGACGAACAUUUCCGAAGGUCAUUGGGUAAUGACUACCACAUCGUUUUCCAAAAUAACAAUUCUUCCAAAGAUAAAGAUAAUUCACCACCUAAGACGCCUCCGGCAGUAACAACAACUACCAGCGUUAUCGAACUCAUGGAUGGUACAGGAUUGUCGGUAGACGAACAUUUUGCCAAAGCACUUGGUGACACUUGGACUAAACUAAAUAGUAGGAAAGAGUCUGAAAUACAGAAUGGUACUAGCGAAAAUGGAUUGGUUUCUACUUAAAUCGUAUAUGUAUAUGGAAUGUUCAAACAAGGAAAAUUUUGAAAACACACUAUAUAUGAACGAAUUGUAUUUAUGUGUGAAAAAAAUUUAUACGGGAAAUUUCUUAACGCCCAUUUAUGUGUAUUAGUAGAAGCCUAUUUACAGAAUGGCGUAGAAAAAUUAUCAAAAGUUUAUUAAUUUAUUUUUUUGCACGUCCCUUAUAAUUUUUUAUUGGGAGGAUAUUUAUUCAGAAAAUCAUUAGAAUUUUUGACAAAAUAUAGAUGUUCUAUGUAUAUAUAGUGAUAAGGUUUUUCUUCAUAUUAGAUAAUAUUCAAAACCAUAAUUUCUAAUUUAUUUUAGUCAAUUUUCCAAAAUAGUUUUUCCGAAUCAUUAUUCUGUCUCUACCGAAUCCUACCCACUCAUCUCACCCAUACUCAUGGUCUUGGUCGAUUAUUAAUUUUUCUUAAUGGACUCCGCCAGGAGAUCUGAUGGAUAUGUGGGACUCCCGUAUCGUACUCACUAAAUCGCCAAGUUAUGAAACAUAAUCUUUCAAUUGCUUUUAUUCUUUAAUGGACUAAAAUUGAUUUUAAAAUAGUAAUACUGGUAUCACUGCCAGGGGCAUAUCUUAACUAAUAUGAAUUCAAAUUAUUUUUUAAUACUUAGAAUUUUCCUAUAUAUGUCAUAAAAAAAAUUACUUCAAUCAGUGACGGAUCUAGAACCUUAACAAGGGGUGAUAAACUGGGGUAUGGAGUAAGAGAGUAUGAAAUACAUCAUAUAUUAGAACUUUGAAUGUUGUAAAUGUUCGAAGGACCAUCAAAUACAUCAUAUAUUAGGGCCUUGAAUAUUGUAAAUGCUCGAAGUACCAUCAAAGUAUGAAAUACAUCAUAUAUUAGGACCUUGAAAGUUGUAAAUGUUCGAAGGACCAUCAAAUACAUCAAAUAUUAGAACCUUGAAAGCUGUAAAUGUUCGAAAAACCAUCAAAUAUAUUAUAUAUUAGGGCCUUGAAAGUUAUAAAUGUUUGAAGGGCCAUUAAAGUAUGAAAUACUAGAUAUAUUAGGGCUGUAAAUGUGGUAAAUGUUUGAAGGAUCAUCAAAUACAUUAUUUAUUAGGAGUUGAUUGUUGUAAAUGUUGUAAGGACUAUCAAAUACAUCAUAUAUUAGGUCCUUGAAUGUUGUAAAUGGUCAUGGACCUUCAAAUAAAGAAAUGUUUGUCUUUUAUGUGUUCAAUUAUAAUUAACAAUGUUUAAUCAGUAUUAAAAGCUGGUUCGAAUGUCAAUUGUCACUUAUAUUUCACAGAAUAAAUCAGAUCAGGGUUAUCCAACCUUAAAACACAGAGUUGUAUAAUUGUAAGGUUGGUUGCCUAAUGUAUUAAACGGUUAGGGACAACAGUAUUGCCAAUCUAUCAACUUUUUUCAUUAUCAUUGUCAUUAUUUUAUUGGUACAAUCUAAAAUCUUAGAAGAAAAAGAGAAGGGAUGAUCGAUAUUAGAAAAACAUCGAAUCAAAAGCAUCGAUGUACGAUGUAUAUCGAUUAAAAAUCAUCGAUGUAUCUAAAACAUCGAUAUUUUUGGUAGCAAAUAAUUAAAACAAUUGAAAUUUUUUAUGAAAUGUAUCUUUAUUUAUAUACGUAUCUGAAACAAAAAAAUAGCAGUCUCAGUAUCGUUUUUUUUUUCUUAAAAAUAGUAUUGAACUCCAGGUACAUCAGCAUUAAAACUUGAAAAUUUACUUUGUCACUUUCUCUUGUAUACCCACGUUAGAUUAUAUCAUUUUGAUAUUGAUAUACUAUUGAUUUAGACUAUGUAAUUUCAACCUUCUAAAAAUGAUCAAAUUAUUCCAGAUUCAGGGGUGCUUUACUCUAUCAAAUGCCUUCUCAAAAUCCAAGUAUACAACAGUCAGUUUGUAUGUUGAGGUUAUGUCCUUUUAUCCACAUAAUUAGGUUAUCGAGUGUAGACUUUUGGAUUGAAGCUUUGACGUUGUCAAGAAAGGACAUGAGCUCCUGAAUAAUUACUUUAUCAUAUCUUUGAACAAGUUGGAAGGCAGGCUAAUAGGUUAAUAGUUGCUGGGUGCUUAUUUUUGGAAAUGAAAUAUUUAAUUUAGUAUUAAUUAAUUUAUAUAUUAUUAAUAUCGAUUCAAAUAUUGAUUGGGAAUUAAUUUAAAAUUACUAUUUUAUCACUAUAUAUACAGAACGCUUACUUGAGUUGUCUUUUGUGAUUAUAAAAUAGUUUUUUUUUAGUAUUUAAAUAGUUCCUAUAAAUCUCAUUGGUUACAGACACAGCUACGAUUUUUUUAUAUUCUGAAAGAUAUAAGGUGAAUGAUGUUAUAUAAACGAUAUCUAUGUUAUUAAAGUAUAAAAAAUAUUUGUAAUAUUAUAUUCAUUGUAAACGAAAAAAAAUACAGAUUAUGAUAUUUUUUAUAUUACCACUGAAAAUUUUAUGGAAUGCGAUAAUUAUUACCAUAUCGAAACCAUUCUCGCAUUAGAAAGGUUUGAGACAAAGCUGCAGUUUAUCACUAACAUUAUUUAAAAUAUACAUUCAGGAAGCUCUGAGUAAUUGGAGAACUAAAAUUGCGAGAAUGGGAAUUGAGGUAGAGGAUAAGUACCUAACAACUCUAUUUUUUGCAAAUGAACAAGUUGUUAUAGCUUGCAACGAGGACGAUGCUAAGAGACUUGGAAUUGGAAUUGAAUAUAAAUCUCUGUCGGUAGGAAGUACACCAUACUGCAAAUAAAUAGGGCUAGACGAUGUAGACAAUUUGAAUACUUGGGAAACAUAAUUUUGGAAGAUGGAACAACAAAAAAAGAUGUAGAGAAUAACAAAAGAGACUAUGGAAAUGGACUAUUUGAGAGGAUCGUGCAGGAUAUCCAGAACAUAUCAUAUACGACGAAGAACAGGUCAAGUAUACACGACUUGAGAGAGAAUACAGACUAAACAACUGCUCUGGUACGGACAUUUGAUGAAGAUGGAGCGGAACAGGGGGCCGAUGUAUCAACCACACUAUAGGAGAAGACGAGGAAGACUCUCAAGGACCUUAAAACAGACCAUAAAAGAAAUAGCUAUCCAGGAAAAAGAGUGGAUAGACAGAAAAGUGGAAUGCUUUAAACAUGGUAGCAAGAAACUAAAUGAGACCAUCGGAGAUGCUAUGGGGUGAGACGAAGAACGGUUGAUACGUUUUUAAACUUAAAAUUGAUACAGACUAAUAUCCAGGACGAAAAUAUAGAAUUACAUUUAGUGUUGAUGGAUUAUAAGCAAACUAAAGUGAAAUUAUGGAUAAAAAUUGAAAAAAAAAUUCAAAUCGUCAGUCUAAUAUAAAAUAUUUUAAUUUUUCGCAAUUUAGUUAUGCUCUUGGGCUCUUUGAUAAGAGUCAAAACUUCUCUAAUCUUCAAGAGGACUCUACAACACCAUCUUCUAUCUAUAUAAUAACUUCAAUUGGGUUAUUCGGAUCCUAGUCAUCCAUCUCUUUUCAUGUUAAUACGCAGGAUGUUUAAAAAAAAGGUGAUCCCGUUUCUAGGAUAGAUAGAAAAUAUUUGAGGUUUGCUCAGAAAAAAAUUUUCGUAUAAACAUUUUUUACGAUUUUGCCGCAACUACUGGAAACAUGAAAUUGAAAUUUUAUACGAAUAUGUUUGGAAGCUGAUACAUCGAGUGAAUAAGUAAGAAUUAUGUGAAUUGAAAAUAUUUUGUGUGAAACUCCAUCGAUAACACGGAUACGUUUGAAAAAAUUUUAACUGAGGGCUUUCGUUUCUUGUAACGUUUCAUAAAAAUCAAGUCUAAUUAGUAUAACAUCUUGAUUUUCAAAGUUAAAUAAAUAUGGGCACUGAGCUAUUGGAGGCCUUAAUAUGAAACAAACAACAAUUUGAUGAUCAUGUAUUGCGGUUCUGGGAUUCUAACUGUUGUUUGUUUCAUACUAAGGCCUCCAGCAGCUUAGUGCCCAAACUUAUUUUAGUUUGAAAAACAAAAUCCUAUACUGAUUAAACUUAAUUUUUGUGAAACGUUACAAGAAACGGAAGCUGUCAUUCCCAAUAUUUGUUGUUGUCAAUGCUGCCAAUAGUUGCGGCAAAAUCGUAAAAAUUGUGUCGCCCUUUAUCUUGAAUACGGAUGGCGUUACGAAAAUGUUUUACUGAGCAAACUCCAAAUAUUUUUCAGUUUUGUAUCUAUCCUAGAGGCGGUAUCACCUUUUUUUGAAACAACCUGUAUAAUUUAUAAUUAUUUUUGAAAGUAUUUUUUUCUGCAUUAAUAUAAAAGAUAAAUUAUAUAAAUUGUUAUCCUUCAUCGCAAAGUUUUUUUUAUUUUAAAUAAAAAAAAUAUCAAAAAUAAUAAAAAUCAUUAGAAUCGUAGCUGGUCCUGAAGAUUUCCGAGAACAGAAUUUUAUUGACGUGAUUAAGAUAAAAAUAUGUAUUAGUUAAGAAUUAUAUAAACACUGUUUACUACUACUAUUUAUUCAAUGAUUAAUUAUCAAUUCUCGGGAUUUAGUAGUUACCCAUUUUGAUAUUUAAAAAACAAAUUUAAUUAGAAAAAAAAACUAUGAUGCAUACAAAGAGUGAAGUAAAAUGAUAUUAAAGGGGAAUCAUAAAUGAUACUAAAAAUUAUUUUUUUAUAAACUUCCGGUUGCUAUAAUAAUUUGCAGUGAUUUUAAAUUGCAUCAGAUGACAUAAAGAAGUAUGUAAAAAACACCUAUCGCUCACAAGGUAUCUUUUGGUUGUAUUUUAAAUUCCAGCAGGAUUGAAAAUGCCGCUUAGAAAACCCUGUAACUAAUAGCUUUUUAUUAAUGUUUUGUUUGGAAUUUUGAAAAAAAAAAAUGUAAUAGGUUAGGUUAGGAAAAUUUCCCCUGUAAUUUAUCAACUACUCGCAAAUUAUUUCGAUUGAUGAAGAUGCUACCUGCAUCUCUAAAGAUUAUUAGAAUUAUUCGAGUGCAAUUAACUCCAUUAAAUUUCAAGCAGAAACUGUUAUUUUUAUUUUAAGACAAUUUACUAAAAACAUAGUAGAAUUACUUAAAUGAGAUUAAAAGAGAAAAAAAAAUCGAAUAUGUAGAUUUGAGUCCAUAUUUCUGAUUUAUGGGUCUUCGUUGGUUUCUUCAACCUCGAAAUCGCUGGUAAUCUCUUGAGAUCAGUCAUCAGAUGGCCAGUCACAAGUUUCUUCGAAAAAUCCCCGAUGCUCAUCUGAAAUGUAAGCUCUCAGUUUUUUAAUAUCUUCCAUCUUUGCAGUUUUUAUUGGCACCGACCUUGGUAAGCUUAACCGAAGAUGGGGAAAGAGUAUCUACUUUUGUCUUAGCCAGUAAAAAGUUGUGUUGAAUAAUAUUAUUUAUUCAACUUAGAUUCAUAAACGAACAUAAAGAGAGUACUAAUUUGAAAGUACAUUUUAUCCUUCUUAUCUGUGUUUUUCCUUUUGCUACUUGUGAUAUGAUUUUUUGUAAAAUAUAUUUUGCCAUUUCUUAUAAUCUAAAACUAUCUCAGGUAAUGUAACCUUAUGAACUGUGAACUUAUUAAACCGUGAUGAGUUUAGCAAAAUUAUGUCAGUUAUUUCAUGAACAUCAAAAAUGCGGUCAUGUUUCUUCAAAGCCUUGGAUAUUAUUUCGAAAUCCCUGUCACACCGGAGGAAACUGUGGCUGCGAACCUUCUGGAAACUUUCUGUCAGGUAUAAGCAAACCCUUAACAUCGCUUGGUUUUUGUUUUGGCCUGAGCAGUUAUCACUGAACAGACGAAGCUCAAUGUAUUGGCUUGGUACUGAUAUUAUUAGGUAUUCAUUAAAAAAAAAAGAAUAAAAUGCUGAUUUGACCCAUUUCCACUCAUGAUAAAAUCGCCCUUUAAACAAAAAUCGAUUUAUUCUGAUGUUUUAGACUACAAAACCACCAAAACCUGAAAAUCGAAAAAAAAUGGACGUACGCCCGUUUAAAAACAAAUCAAUUCAAUUAUUAUAUUUGGAAAUUGAACACUUUUAUGACAGAUAAAUUUUGAACAUAAAAGUUAGGUUGGAAAUAGACCAUAUAAAUAUUGCUCACAAAGUCUCAUGAGUUCUGGCAUUCCUUGGACAUGAAACCAUUCAAUGUUAUGUUAUUAUUGAGCAUUACGUUUUCAUUAUGCAGUUUUAUCAGUUCUUGUGGCGUAAACACACCUUCUAUAAUCCAAUGCUACAGUUAUUUAUUGUUUCUUAUUGCUGUUUCCCAUUUCUUCUGUAUUUCCUUGAGUUAGAGUGCUGUUCCAUACGAGUCCAGUGCUUUUGUAUUUCGUUUCUUCAUACAGUUUUUGCUUUUUUCUAAAAUGUAAAACUAUGCCGUAUAAGAGUCUACAUUGGCAACGCAGCAUACCUUUUAUUUGGCAACACAUACUUUGAUGUUCUGCGGCUGUUCAACGUACACAAUGUGUAUAUCAAUCGUCUAUUGUUGUGCAAUGUUUGUUUGGGUCACUUCCACUAUCAUUAGAUUGGGGAUUAAUUUGCUUCAACAGUUUUUCCCAAUCUUAUGAACAUAAAAAAAUAUCUGGUUACCUAAUUUUCAGUAAUAUCUCCAUUUUAUUAGAGGAAACGGGAAAAUACGAUCGAUAAGUAGUUGUAUACUAUAUUUAGUAAACUUACGUUUUUUUGUUAUAUCUGUAUAUAGUUUUCAGCUGUAUAUAUUGACCAUUAGAUUAUAUGUUUAUGAAAAGUGUGCCUAAUUACCUUUCAAGGAUAUUUGGCACACAAAAUAUUUUUUGUUAAUUACGAUUAUGCUAAAUCAAUGAAACAUGUUAUUGAAUGUAUUCAAUCUAAUAAAUUAUUUUUAAUUUUG
Diorhabda carinulata is the source of this 7603-nucleotide messenger RNA. RefSeq lists its product as uncharacterized. Gene Ontology annotation, molecular function: transcription coactivator binding. The record is from RefSeq and is a predicted model, not a curated record. Gene Ontology annotation, biological process: negative regulation of DNA-templated transcription. NCBI's taxonomy places the organism in Eukaryota, Metazoa, Arthropoda, Insecta, Coleoptera, Chrysomelidae. Bases 182 to 874 code for a protein of 230 amino acids. The transcript is spliced from 4 exons.